Molecule: messenger RNA, 2684 nt
Organism: Equus quagga
Lineage: Eukaryota; Metazoa; Chordata; Mammalia; Perissodactyla; Equidae
Gene: FAM111A
Product: FAM111 trypsin like peptidase A
Exons: 4
Coding region: 640-2457 (605 amino acids)
Source: RefSeq, a predicted model, not a curated record
CAGCCCACCGCGACCCACCCCUCACUGGAACUCUCGAAUUUGGGACUAAGGAAUCAAAGAAAGAUGAAGCAGGCAUUGAUGGCAGUGAGCAAUGGAGUAAUGGGGCAUGAUCCUGAUUAGGGAGGGACAGCGGCGGGCUCCCCUCUACUCGCAGCCCGGGCAUUUGCUUCCACUAGCGGACGCGAUGGCUCUGCGCUCACCUUUGUCCGCGCGCCGCUCGCUGGGUAGCGCGCGGCCAAUCGCCUUCCGUCGUAGGCGUGUUGCUAUACCAUGAUCUGUCUGUCAUUGGUCAGAUGCCCCAUUCCGUAGGUUGCUGCCCCAGAGCGCAGAGUCCCCGGCUGAAGCGAAAGGUUCCCUCGAAUUUUCAAGUGCAGGCGGGUGACAGCUCGGUUUGGGACAGAUUGUCCUCUUAGUAGGAUCUGACGUGGGCGCGCCCUCCUUGGCAGGCUGUUUUCGGAGGAGCUCAGAGGCCUUCACUUCCUCUAACAAGAACUGACCUCGGUUGGUCGCUGGGUUCGAGUCCCGGGUGCUGUGGCGGGCGAGGUGCGCAGCGGAGUAGGUGAGCGCCGAACAGGUGCGCGGGAGCCUUCGGGGCUGGAAGGUAUUUCAGCUGAACUGUCUAUUCGUCUUCAAGCCAUCAUGAGCCCUAAGAAGCGCAGGUCACAGAAGAUCCCAUUUGAUGAAAAGAGUAAUAUGAAAAUUGAUAACUAUUUUUCUCAGGUCAAUAAAAAAGAACAGAAUAAUUCCAGUAUUUCUCAAAUGAAGACGGGCUCUAGAAAAGGUCCAAAAGAUAUCUCUAACACCCAGGCUCAAGGACCCAAAGACCAGACUGUGCCCCUAAAUAAGACAAUUUAUGUUACCUUGGAUGUAAAUCACAAGAAAAACAAAAAGAUGAAACACGAGCUCACACAUAAUGAGAGGGAUAGCUUAUACGUGGCACUCAACACUCUUAAGGCUGUCAAAGAAGAGAUAGAAACUCAGCAAGGCAAAGAAAUGCUGGUGCGAGGCACAGAAGGAAUUGAAGGAUAUAUAAACCUGGGAAUGCCUCUCAGUUGUUUUCCGGAAAACUGUCACGUGGUACUUACAUUUGCCCAAAGUAAGCAGAAAGAAGAGAACCAGGUAUUUGGCCGGCAUGACGAGGUAUCUACUGACUGUGUCAAAUUUUAUAUUCAUGCAAUUGGGAAGAGGAAAAAAAGGAUUGUCAAACGCGGGGAACUUCACAAAGAAGGGUGCAAACUCUGCAUCUAUGCUUUCAAAGGAGAAACCAUCAAGGAUGCUCUGUGCAAGGAUGGCAGGUUUCUUUCCUGUCUGGAGAAUGAUGAUUGGAAACUCAUUAGAAACUUGGACUCCAUUUUAGAAAACACACAGCCUGUUGAUGACUUAGAAGGCAAGCUCUUUCAGAUCGAGGUUGAAAAAAGAAGGGGCUCCAGGGCAGCAGCAGCUCUGAAUCCUGAGUUAGAGGAAAUAAACAUUUGUGUGUUGAGUGAAGAAAUUGUGGACCAGUACCCCAGUUUGAAAAGAGAACGUGAAAAAAUCAGAGAAAAUUUUGAGAAAGAAAUGAAAAAAAUAAAGGGGAAAACUUCAUUAUUUAAAUUGCAUAAAACAAACUUUGGGAAACUGACAAAAAACUCUACUCUGGUUAAAGUACACAAACUUCUUUCUCAUCUCAGUAACUCAAUUGGGUACAUAUCCUGGGACAACAAUGGAAAUAUGGGUUCUGCCACCUGCUUUGUUUUUAGAGGGUUGUUCAUUUUCACUUGUCGACAUGUAAUAAAUAACAUUGUGGGACAAGGUAUAGAGCCAAGUAAGUGGGCAGACAUAGUUGGUCAGUGUGUGAGAGUGACAUUUGGUUAUGAAGGGCUCCCAGAAAAAGAAGAGAAUUGCUUUUUUGUUGAACCUUGGUUUGAGAUAUCUGAUGAAACUCUUGAUUAUGCUGUUCUGAAACUGAAGGAAAAUGGACAGAAAGUACCUUCGGGACUGUAUAAUGGAAUUUCUCCCGCACCUCUUAGUGGGCUGCUGUAUAUUAUUGGCCACCCAAAUGGAGAGGCAAAGUCUACUGAUGCAUGUGCUGUGAUCCCUCAAGGUCAGCGAGUAGAGAAAUGUCAGGAAAAUCUUCAGGCUAGAGAAGCACAGGGUUGUGAUUAUGCUAGGGAGUGGAUCCAUAUGUUCACUCAAAGUAGUUUCCAGGAAGUAGUUAACAACUGUGAUGUGAUUACCUAUGAGACCUCUUUUUUUUGGGGGUCUUCUGGCUCCCCAGUGUUUGAUUCAAAAGGUUCAUUGGUGGCCAUGCAUACUGCUGGCUUCCCUUAUUUGUACCCAAACACAGUUCCCACUAUCAUUGAGUUUGGCCCUACUCUCAAAUCCAUCCUCCUUGAUAUUAAGCAAAAUCAUGGAGCAUGGUAUGAAGAACUAUGUAUAAAUCAGCAAGAUGUAGAAAUGAUGAGUGAUGAGGAUUGAGGACAGUGAGAAUUUGGUCUGUUUACUAGUUUUAAGCGGAUUACCUGUGGAGUUGCUAUUCCGUAGGCAAUGAUGAUAGUUUUCUAAAUUCCAAAUGGUCAGUUUCGUCAACAGUAAUAAUAAUUAGUGCCAGCUCUGAUGGCCUAGUGGUUAAAGUUUGCCACUCUGACCACUUCAGCAGCCAGGGUUCAUUUCCUGGUCACAGAACCACAUUACCUGUCUGUCAG